UAGUUUUUCCCGCAGUUUAGCGUCCACCGAUUCAGAAAAAUUUUGAUACGUUUUUUCUACACAUUUAGAUCAAUUAAACAAUAUUCUGUUCAUGUGAUUACUUCUCAAGUGAAUGUUUUAUGAACUGAUUAUGUUAUUUCGGUGAUUGUUUGUUUAUAGUUGACUAUUGUAGUGAUUUUUGUAAACAUCGGGAACACAGGCCCCACGUCUAUGACUUCUUAUUGGCAGCAUGGCGGAAAUAGUGUACCCGCAAGGCUGCCGCCCAAUUACCGAUGACCUAGGCCCAGAUGAGCUCGUCCGAAGACUAAAGGCGCUCGCGCACACCCUGCAAGGCCUCGGGCAGGAUGAGGGCAUGUACCAGCAGUACAUACCGUUGGCGCUGCACCUCGCCGACGAGUUCUUCCUCACGCACCCGUCGCGCGACGUGCAGCUGCUGAUCGCCUGCUGUAUAGCGGACGUGCUGCGCGUGUACGCGCCCGAAGCGCCGUACAAGGAUCAGGAGCAGGUGAAAACUAUAUUCCUCUUCCUGAUCAACCAAUUGCAAGGCCUCCGCGACCCCAAGGAUCCGGCGUUCAAGAGAUACUUCUAUCUGCUGGAAAACCUGGCGUACGUCAAGUCGUUCAACAUGUGCUUCGAGUUGGAGGACUGUCAGGAGAUAUUCUGCGCUUUGUUUGCGCUCAUGUUCAAAAUCGUCAAUUCGGAACAUUCGACGAAAGUGAAAUCCUUCAUGCUGGACGUGCUCUGCCCGCUGAUAACGGAGUCGGACGUGGUCUCCAACGAGCUGCUGAACGUUAUUCUCAUCAACCUCGUGGAGCCAAACAAAAGGGAGCACAAGCACGCGUACGCCCUGGCCAAGGAGCUCAUUGUGAAGACCUGUGACACAUUGGAGCCGUACAUACAAGCGUUCUUCAACCACGUCCUAAUUCUCGGCAAAGAAGAAAAGAGUCUCUCAAUAUUUUCCAAAGUAUACGAAUUAAUCUAUGAAUUGAACCAAUGUUGUCCAUCUGUUCUGCUGUCGGUACUUCCGCAGCUCGAAUGCAAACUGAAAUCCGCACAGUUCCAAGAGAGGCUAAGUGCGGUCGCGUUAUUAGCUAGAAUGUUUUCGGAACCAAUGUCGGAGCUUGCCAAGCAAUAUCCGGCUUUGUGGCGGGCGUUUUUAGGGAGAUUCAAUGACAUUUCAGUACCGAUACGAAUCAAGUGCGUCCAAUAUUGCAUGCACUUUCUGGUCCAUCACCCGGAUUUGAGGAAGGACAUUACUGAGACGCUCAAGAUGAGGCAACACGACGCCCACGAACAGGUCCGAUACGAAGUUGUCAUGGCCAUAAUUGCAACGGCACAGAGGGACUUUCAAGCGGUCGCCGAAUCUGAGGAUUUACUCCAUUUCGUGAGAGAGAGAACGCUGGACAAGAAGUUCAAGAUAAGGAAAGAAGCCAUGUCCGGUCUGGCGAUGAUUUACAAGAAAUUCUUGACAGAAGAAAGCGUCCCGCCCGCUACGGAAAAGGCAGCGCAGUGGAUCAAAGACAAGAUAUUACACGGAUACUACAUGACGGCCAUCGAAGACAGAUUGUUAGUGGAAAGGCUCCUCAACACUUCACUAGUACCAUACACGUUACCGCCACAGAUCAGGAUGAAGAAAUUGUACUAUUUAAUGUCAAAUGUCGACGAUAAUGCGACGAAAGCGUUCAUAGAGCUGCAGAAGCAUCAGUUGGCUGUACGAAGGACGGUGGCGGAGUGGGUGGAGUUGCAUAGGAAGCCACCGACGCCGGCUGUUCAAAAGGAAAUGAUGACGAAAGUGUUGCAUAUAAGCUCCAAGUUUUUGCCGGAGUCGGUUAAGGCGCAGGAGUUUUUAAACCAAUUCUCGGAACAUAUGAAAAAGGCGCCGGAGUUACUGCAAGGAAUGGAGACGAUACUCAACCCGAAUGUUAGCUGUGAAGUCUGCGUGCGUACCACUUCCAGCGUGCUCAAAAAGCUCGGCCAGCCGGUGAUGACGAACAUAUACUACAACACGGUGAAGAUGCUUCUGGAGCGAGUCAGCUCCGUGAUGGUGGACCACGACUCGCUGCUGAUACUAGUUGGCUAUGUGGAGGGAGCUGUGCGAGGGACGGACACUUCUAUAGCCGAAGAGUGUGGCAUAGACAUAAAGAAGGCAGCGGAACGCGGGCUGAAGCUGCUCGUGAUGCUGUCGUUCGUGUUCCCCGCGCACUUCCUGCACGAGGACGUGCUCAACCGCCUCACGUCGCUGCUCGAGCUGGACGACGAGACGAUAGCGCCACAUAUAUUGGCCGCUCUCACUUUCCUCGGGAAAUAUAGGCCGUUGGGUGAAGCGUGCUCAUCGUUAUUCCCGAAAUUAAUUUCCCUGUGCAAGGCGUAUGCAGAAGUUGGUACCCCGAAACAGGCGAAAAAUGCAGUCAGAUGUUUAUUCGUCAACGUCCCGGAACAAAGGUCACAAAUAUUCACGGAAAUAUUAGAAACGCUGAAGUCGACGCUCAGUCCCCAAUCGGAACACUACAGGACAGCCAUAGUUACACUCGGUCACAUUGCACACAACCUGCCGGAUAAUUUCCCCGUUCAUAUUAAAAAUAUUGUGUCUAGAAAGAUAGUUAAAGAACUCUUAGUUCGCGAGGGUGGCGGUGGACCGAACGCCCCGGAUGGGGAGUGGUGCUCUGAAGAGGAUUUACCCGAAGAGACCCGUUGCAAGCUCGAGGGGCUCAAGUGCAUGGCCCGCUGGCUGCUCGGUCUGAAGAAGGAUGAGCUGUCUGCGCAGAAGACGUUCCGUAUGCUGAAUGCGUUUAUUGUGCACAAGGGAGAUCUGUUGCAGCAAAACCAAUUAUCGAAAGCGGAAAUGGCGCACCUGCGGCUGGCGGCGGGCGCGGCGAUGCUCAAGAUAUGCGAGCAGAAGGGCGUCGGCGACCAGUUCACGGCCGAGCAGUUCUACAAUCUGUCGCACCUUAUGGUUGACGACGUACCGCAAGUGAGGGAAGCCUUCGCUGCGAAACUUCACAAAGGAUUAUCAAAGGGCAUCCCGAACAAGUGCCUGCCGCUGGACUUCAUGGGCAUGUACGCGCUGGCCGGCCGCGAGCCCGAGCGGCGCGUGCGCGGCCUCGUGCGCCAGUACAUGCUCGCCGACGUGGUGCGCCGCCGCGAGUACGUGCGCAACAUCACCAUCGGCACCANNGUGGAGCGAGCGGUGAGCCAGCUGCCGCACAUAAUGCCGGACUACAUGCUCGUGUUCGCGGUGCCGGUGCUCACGCACGACCCGGCGUUCACGCACUACGAUAACGUCACACAACUUAAGAUGGUGAAACAAUGCUUGUGGUUCGUACUGGAGCCCCUGAUCACCAGAAAUGACUUCUACUGCUACGGGUUCUACAAGAGUCUCAUUGAGAAAAUGAAAUUGCAUAAGGACGCGCUCAACGAAACCGAUGAUUCUGUUAAUUUUAAAUUGUGGGCGACGUGCGACCUGGCGAUGUCGGUGAUCUGGGCGCGCUCCACCAGCUUCGAGCUGCGCGAGUUCCCGUCGGACGUGCGCAUACCGACCAUGUACUACGCGCCGCAGCCGGACUACUUCGCGAACACGAGGGUCUUCCUGCCGCCGGAGCUGCAGUUCCAACCAAAACGACAACAAACCACAGAGCCAUUGCCACGCGGCAAGAAGCGGCCGCGAGUCAUCGCCGACAAGGAGAAGGAGCAUAGCAACGAAUGCGAGCUUGUCAUUGGACGAUCUGGGAGUAUUGAUGCCAAGCCCUCCGAAGCGUCGGACACGCAGAUAAUAGUGCCGGGACUCGAACAACCGCCGGAGACGGAACUCGACGAGCCGCAAGCGAAGCGCAACAUGAGCGACUGAGCUCACACCGUGCGCGCGCGGG
Messenger RNA from Zerene cesonia (dogface butterfly), 3866 nucleotides. It is a transcript of the gene pds5, whose product is annotated as sister chromatid cohesion protein PDS5 homolog B-B. Gene Ontology annotation, biological process: DNA repair; mitotic sister chromatid cohesion. NCBI's taxonomy places the organism in Eukaryota, Metazoa, Arthropoda, Insecta, Lepidoptera, Pieridae. The transcript is spliced from 20 exons. The record is from RefSeq and is a predicted model, not a curated record. Gene Ontology annotation, cellular component: nucleus; chromatin. The coding region runs from base 230 to 3844 and encodes 1204 amino acids.